AUGUGUUUACGCUCCGGACGGGGUUCUACUACGGCAAUUGCUAACGGAUUUGGAUUCGAAAACAUUGUGUUUAAAAAUAUCAACUUAAGCAGAGAGAGAGAAAGAUAAAUCAAGGAAGAGCGAAGAGCAAGCAGAGAAAGUGACCCAAAUGAGAGUGAAAGUGCAGUGAAACUCUUCCUGAAGAAAUGCCACAUCCAACCCGAUAAUUGGUCCAUUUGAUGCCCCAUUGCCCAUUUGCCAUUUGCCAUUAUCCACGCAGAUCGAAAGUUUGUUUAAAGUGUAACCGGGCAGGGCAGUGUAUCGAAGAUUUAUAAAUAAAUAAAAAUAUAUUAAGUGGAUAUAUUCCGCCCAGAGAGUGCGCGCUUCCCAACAACAUAAAUAAAAAGAGAGAGAGAGAGAGAAAUGAAUUCCCAGUGAAAUGUGAAAACAAAUUGUUAAAUUAGCCCGCAGUCCGCACCCCACCACAUCGACACACAUAUGUGACAUAUGUGUAGCGAGUAUCUCCGAAAUAUAAUUAACCCCAUCGAGUGAGUCCUUGGCAUUCAGUGGUGACAACCCCCCUACCGCCAUAUGCAAAUGAGUUGAGGAUUUCUUUCCCUUUUGCACGCACUGCAAAUUCAAUUCCCAAGCUUACAGUGUCAGCGAGGCGUGGCGUGGCGUGGCGUGGCGCACCCGGAACCAGGCCAAGUGGCAGGCUAAAAGCUCUCAACGUGCGACCCGUGACCGACAGGUGGAACAGCAACGAAAGCAACAAAAAGCGACUUGUGGCCGCAGGAUUGAUGUUUGUGCAAAAGUUUGGGGCCAGCUGCUCAGAUGUUAGCCAAAACCCAGUAACCGGGAAUCGAGUGUAGCCGCCGCUGGAGCGAGUCCCCCCCCCCCCCCCCCCCCCCCCCCAUCCACACCUAAUGAGCGGUGCCGCCGCGCGGCUGCUGCUGCGCCUGGAGCUGCCGGCAGCGGGCGUGAUGCCGCCGCCACCCACCGACUACGACUGGGGGCCCAUCAGUGAGGAUGAGUUCCUCGCGAGUGCCACGGCCACGGAAACGGCAACAGCUACGACCCGGAGCCACGAGGAUGCGGUGCGCUAUGAGCUGGCCGACAUCCUGGGCAGCACCGUCUCCACGACGCUGUACGAGCAGGUGGUGCAGCAGUUCCUGCCCGCGCUGAGCAGCGCCAACUACACGACGCACCCAAAUCACACGGAGCUGCAAACGGAUCUGCUCUAUCCGCACUACGACGAGGCGGACUUUGAUCUGGAGCCCAAUUGGACGCGCACCUGCGAGGAGGUGUACAAUCCGCUGCUGGAGAACAAUCGCAUUGAGUUCUGGGUCUGCGGCGUGCUCAUCAAUAUCGUUGGACUGCUGGGCAUACUGGGGAAUGUGAUCUCAAUGAUUAUAUUGUCCCGGCCGCAGAUGCGGUCCAGCAUUAAUUAUCUGCUGACGGGUCUGGCACGCUGCGACACGGUGCUGAUUCUCACCUCGAUUCUGCUCUUUGGCAUUCCUUCGAUCUAUCCGUAUACGGGUCACUUUUUUGCCUACUACAACAACAUUUAUCCAUUCAUCUCGCCGGUGGUGUUUCCCAUCGCCAUGAUUGCGCAAACGUCGAGCAUCUACAUGACCUUCACGGUGACCCUGGAGCGCUAUGUUGCCGUCUGUCAUCCGCUGCGCGCGCGUGCCCUCUGCACCUAUGGCCGUGCCAAGAUCUACUUCAUAGUGUGCGUGUGCUUCGCUUUGGCCUACAACAUGCCACGCUUCUGGGAGGUGCUAACGGUCAGCUAUCCGCUGCCAGAGUCCGACACGGUGCUGCACUGCGUGCGGCCAUCGAAGCUACGCCGCAAUCAGGCGUACAUCAACAUAUACAUACACUGGUGCUACCUGAUCGUCAACUACAUCAUACCCUUCCUCACCCUGGCCAUACUCAAUUGCCUGAUCUAUCGGCAGGUGAAGCGUGCGAAUCGGGAGCGCCAGCGCCUGUCGCGCUCCGAGAAGCGAGAGAUCGGCCUGGCCACCAUGCUCCUCUGUGUGGUGAUUGUGUUCUUCAUGCUGAACUUUCUGCCGCUGGUGCUGAACAUCUCGGAGGCGUUCUACAACCUGAUCGACCACAAGCUGACAAAACUCUCGAAUCUGCUGAUCACGAUCAACAGCAGCGUCAACUUUCUCAUUUAUAUUAUUUUCGGGGAGAAGUUCAAGCGCAUUUUUUUACUCAUUUUUUUCAAGCGACGGCUGAGUCGUGACCAGCCGGAUCUUAUACACUACGAGAGCUCAAUAUCGAACAACGGCGAUGGCACCAUCAAUCACCGUUCGUCCGGCCGCUUCUCACGUCACGGCACACAGCGCAGCACCACGACGACGUAUCUGGUGGCCACAGGUCCCGGCGGCGGCAGCAGCUCUCAACUGAACAAUGUCCGACUCACACAAGUGUCCGGCUCCCCGGGCCUGGUCAAGAUCAAGCGGAAUCGUGCACCAUCGCCGGGCCCAGUGGUGUACUUUCCGGCACGCGAAAUGCAGCGCUCCGUGUCAACGAAUACGAAUUCGGCGACGAAUAAUAACACAGCCAUUGGCUAUGACUGGACGCUGCAGGAUAGCAAGAAGCUCGGGGGACAUGUCUCCUCGGGCUUUUGAGUGAUGCGAGUCACGUUUGUACAUAUACAAAGAGAUCAGGCUUUAUCUAAACGAAUCUAUAAUGUAAUAUAAAUAUACAUAAAUAUAUUCUAAGUUAUGUUAACUGUAGCCUGUAUGCGCUCCAAGCGUUGCGUUACUUUGUGAUAAGCGUUAAGUGUUUACUGAUACCACAACUACUGCUCCUUUGCCUCUUCUUGCUGCUACUUCAAGUCCUACUAAAUAACACGCCAAAGUUUCCCCCAUGCAGCUUCCUCUUUGCUGCCCAAUCAAUCGAAUUUCUUGCCCAUUUUGCACUAAAUUAGUCAGCAAAACUUUUUCGGACAAUAUCAUUCUGGUGCCUCCACACGGACACAACUUUUCUGUUUCUUUAUUUAUUAGCAAGUUUAUUUUUGGGGCGCUUUUAAUUAAAUAUCCCUUCGAAAGUAUUUCAGUCAAACUUGAUGGAUGAUUUUGCCUUUUUCCACCCCAUGAUCUUGUUGAAUGAUUUUGGGGGUUUUUUUUUUCAAAAACUUUUUUGACUACGGCCAAUCUGUCAACUUGUCGGAAAGUUUCUCAAACGCUGCUCAAAAGUUCAAAGUCAGAGGGAGGUGCCACGCCCAACAACAACAAC
Drosophila guanche is the source of this 3228-nucleotide messenger RNA. Its product is annotated as FMRFamide receptor. The record is from RefSeq and is a predicted model, not a curated record. Bases 906 to 2618 code for a protein of 570 amino acids. Gene Ontology annotation, molecular function: G protein-coupled receptor activity. Lineage: Eukaryota; Metazoa; Arthropoda; Insecta; Diptera; Drosophilidae. The transcript is spliced from 2 exons. Gene Ontology annotation, cellular component: membrane. Gene Ontology annotation, biological process: G protein-coupled receptor signaling pathway.